Molecule: messenger RNA, 1588 nt
Organism: Neodiprion fabricii
Lineage: Eukaryota; Metazoa; Arthropoda; Insecta; Hymenoptera; Diprionidae
Gene: Atg5
Product: autophagy protein 5
Exons: 5
Coding region: 69-884 (271 amino acids)
Biological process (GO): autophagosome assembly; C-terminal protein lipidation; autophagy of mitochondrion
Cellular component (GO): cytoplasm; Atg12-Atg5-Atg16 complex; phagophore assembly site membrane
Source: RefSeq, a predicted model, not a curated record
UAUGUCGUGGUUACACCUCGAGCAACUCGGUCACAACUUAUACCUGGGUUUGUCAAUUGGUCGUCACCAUGGCUAACGACAGAGAAGUUUUACGGGAGAUAUGGGAAGGCAAGGUUCCAGUCUGCUUUCAACUUGAUUCAGAAGAAGUCUGUGAACUUCAGGCUCCAGCUCCUUAUUAUUUGAUGGUCCCUAGGUUAAGUUAUUUUCCUCUCUGCGUUGACAAGGUUCGCAAACAUUUCACGCGCCACAUACAGAAGGAUAAACAGGAUAAUGAAAUGUGGUUAGAAUUCAAUGGAGCGCCAUUGAAAUGGCACCUACCAAUCGGCGUAUUACUUGACCUGCAUGCCAUAGAUAUUCAACUGCCUUGGAAUAUCACUGUCCAUUUUGACAAAUUUCCAGAAAAUGCCAUUAUGCACUGUCAGAAUAAGGAAGUAGUGGAAUCGUAUUUCCUGGCCUGUAUCAAAGAAUCUGAUGUACUGAAACACAGAGGACAAGUCGUAUCUAGUAUGCAAAAGAAAGAUCAUAAUCAAUUGUGGCUUGGGUUACUGAAUGAUAAAUUUGACCAAUUUUGGGCCAUCAACAGGCGUCUUAUGGAAUCUAGCAAUGACGAUGGUUUCAAAUAUAUACCCUUUAGAUGUUACCUCAGUGAAGAAAAGUACAUUCAAAAAUUGGUGAAACCUGUUAACGAAGAGGGGCAGAGAAAAAAAUUAGGCCAUUUGUUGUCGGAAGUCUUUCCUGACCAAGAAAAAGUGGUUGUGAGAACACAUGGAAUUACCCCUCUACCAGAAACACCGCUUCAAUGGCUAUCAGAGCAUCUCAGCUAUCCAGAUAACUUUUUGCAUUUAUGUCUAAUAAACUGGUCACCAGAAGUAACCUCGAAGUAGAUACUGACGAAAGUAUACGUGACUUGUAUCUGUUCUUCUUUGUCGCACUAUUUUCGAUGAAAAAUAGUCCGAAUGCAGCAUCUCGAUGCAAUGCCAUUAUUGACGGAGUUUGCACACCAACGUAUUGUUCAUAAUUUAACGGGCGAUAAGGACUUGGUAAAUUGUCGCGUAUCAGGCAGGUACAUGUUCAUUUAACUCGCUGUCGUACUGGCUACCUGUGUACAACUAUGUAUUGAAAAUGCAAGAUUAAGAUCAACUCUCAGGUUUAAUUCUUAUAACUUUUUACGCAUGAACUUUAGAUUCCUCAUUACAGUAACGAGUCUUAGCCAAUGAUAUACUCGUAUGGAUAUCUUAUUUCAUGAUUGUUUUAUGAACGAUUCUUCUGAUUUAUAUUCAAUUCGCAAUGGUUAAAUCCAGUGAUAAUGAAAAACUUUUUGAAAACAAGUGAAAUUAUUGAAUUCCGUGCGAAUAAACAUCGAAAUUUAUGGUGCUUCAUAUUCACUUGACACUAUAUUGGGGUUCAAAGUCAAGUAAUCAAUUGGGUAUAUUUGUUUCACAAUGAAUUUCGGUUUACCCGAAGUAAUAUAGACGAAAUUUUGAAUGAAAUUCGAAUAUUAUACUAUUGCAUAAGUAAUAUAUUUAAUCAUUUCUAUGUAUAUAUGUGCUGGAUUUCUUAUAAGUGAUGAAUAAAAUAAUUACUAUGA